AGACGUACCUCACCUGUCCAUAAAUCAAGAUGGCUGUGAGGAGCGAGGCCAGGGUGGAGGCAGAGGUAGAGGAAGAGGAGAGUUUUGGACCACAGCCACUGAGCAGACUUGAGGUAGGUGUUGGUGCAUUUAUUCCUAAUUUAUCAGGGGUACAGUAUUAGCUAUGUUUGGCUGAUAAUGACAGGCAAUUCCCCGUACUAGGCAGAACUGAUUAAUAUUCAAAUGUUCCGUCUUCACAUCAAAUGCAUGAUGGUAGUGUCAUUUGCAAUGUCUCCUACACAGCAAUGUGGCAUCAGUGCCAGUGACAUAAAGAAACUGGAGGAUGCAGGCUUCCACACCAUUGAGGCAGUGGCCUAUGCCCCCAAGAAGGAGCUGCUUAACAUCAAGGGGAUCAGUGAGGCCAAAGCAGACAAAGUCCUGGUUAGGUCACCUUCAUAUACCAAUCAGAGUUUUUAUUUUCUGCUCAUUUUGGGUUGCCCACAGUUGACAUUAGGCCUGAUAUAAUGACUGUGGCUGAUGUUCCUCUACCUCUAUGGUAUUUUCUCCAGGCUGAAGCUGCCAAACUAGUGCCCAUGGGCUUCACCACAGCAACAGAGUUCCACCAACGCCGAGCUGAAAUCAUCCAGGUCUCCACUGGGUCUAAAGAGCUGGACAAGCUGCUACAGGGUGAGGCUGGGAUCGUUGGCAGUUACCUAGAUUUUAGAACCAUUGUUUAUGACUCAGGACACGUUUUUUGAGUUGCCCAGUUGUAUUUGUCGUUAUCGUUAGUAUGAAAAAGUUUUUCUCUCUCUCUCAGGUGGGAUAGAGACAGGCUCCAUCACAGAAAUGUUUGGAGAGUUCCGGACAGGAAAGACACAGCUGUGCCACACCCUUGCAGUCACCUGUCAGGUACUGGUCAUGGUGCCAUUCUUUUUCACACUAAUAAAGGAAGACUUUGCUGUACACUCUUAUCUCAUACCAAUCACAUCUGCUCACAGCAUAUGACGAUAGCACUCAGGACAUUCAAUUUUUUGAUUUUGUGCUUUUCCCCAACUCAGUUGCCCAUUGACCAGGGUGGUGGAGAGGGCAAAGCCAUGUACAUUGACACAGAGGGGACCUUCAGGCCAGAGAGGUUACUGGCUGUAGCAGAGAGGUGAGUUCUCUCAUGGACUAACACAAUAACAAUGGAGUAGCUACUGGGUUAUAUGACACUGACAGAUAGAAAUUUGGAGCAACACUAUUCCACUACAGGAAUAACAGGCAUCAAUUUCUGUCUGUUCAGAGAGUUACCAUUGCAAAUGCAGUACUUCCUUCAAAAAGCUGUAUCACACUAGAAUGUACUGUUGUGUCUUUUAUUAGGUAUGGACUUGUUGGGAGUGACGUUCUGGACAACGUAGCCUACGCUAGGGCCUUUAACACAGACCACCAGACCCAGCUGCUUUACCAAGCCUCAGCCAUGAUGGCAGAGUCCAGGUCAGGCCCAUCUCCCUCCCUCUUCGUGAAGUUUCCGAUCCUUCAGAUGUUUUUCCAUUUCUCACAUACCUUGCUUUCCUUCCAUGUUAAUAGUAUUGUUUGUAACAUGAGUUGGUGAUCUGGAAUAAGGACACCCUCAAGGAAAUCCUAGUAAAGUACCCCUAUGGUCACCCAGUCUGCAACGCUAUAGGUCUCUAACCAUGUGGCCCCUUCUCUCUCUCUCAGGUAUGCCCUGCUGAUAGUGGACAGUGCCACAGCCCUCUACAGGACUGACUACUCCGGGAGGGGAGAGCUCGCUGCACGGCAAGGCCACCUGGGACGCUUCCUGAGAAUGCUGCUGAGGCUAGCAGACGAGGUAAGGUCAGGGCUAGAAUUACAGGGGCUUUGUCUGUUCGCCGAACUCCUUAUCUAUUGCGCUGGUGUCGGUCUAAUGCAAUAUGUUUAUCAGCAACAUUCUGAACCCUUCUCUGUAGAUCAAUUUUAUGUGUGUGCACAACUCUCUUCAUGGUAUGGUCAUAACGCUAAAAACAUUUUUGUCUCGCGCCUUGUCACAGUAUGGCGUUGCCGUGGUGAUAACCAAUCAGGUGGUGGCCCAGGUAGACGGUGCUGCCAUGUUCUCGGCAGACCCUAAAAAACCUAUCGGGGGCAACAUCAUGGCACAUGCCUCCACUACGCGGUGAGUGACUCCAUUGACCCCUUCUUACUCCCUCUUUGUCACAUUCAAAUUUUUUCAAACAUAGCAUACCACUUGUUAAGCCCCUGGGUUCUAGAAGAAUACAGCUAGCUAUCAAGCUAAAACCGCUCCUUGUUUUCAGACUGUACUUGAGGAAAGGCCGUGGGGAAACGAGGAUCUGCAAAAUCUACGACUCGCCCUGCCUUCCAGAGUCUGAAGCCAUGUUUGCCAUCAACGCAGAUGGGGUGGGCGACGCCAAGGACUGAGCUCAGCUGCCACCAUACCAGGGAGUGAGAGCAUGGCUGUAUGUCAUGUGGCUAUGCCCCUCACCAUAGACUUGCACAAUGGCAGCUCUUGUGUGUUUGUGUGUACACACUUCCCUGAGGGGAGAGCUAAGAAAAAUGGCUAAUGGGGAGAUGCUGGCCAUAACUGUUGGGUUGAUAUGAUUUUGGACCGUCCCAUUACUGAGGGAAGAAUGCAUUCCUACACUACGAGAGGGUACUUUGCAUGGAGAA
Messenger RNA from Coregonus sp. 'balchen', 2640 nucleotides. Lineage: Eukaryota; Metazoa; Chordata; Actinopteri; Salmoniformes; Salmonidae. The record is from the annotation of a GenBank genome assembly.